AUGCAAUACAAAUCCACCACCGUUUUGGCCGCCGCUGCGGCUCUAGCCUCCUCUGCCUCUGCCGCUGUCACCGGCUCUGAGCCAUGGAGCACCUUGACUCCUACCGCUACCUAUUCCGGUGCCCUCACAGCUUACACUGAGACUUUUGGUAUCGCUGUGGUGCCAAUUUCGUCCUCGGUGUCCACUUUGAGCGCCGCCACCGCUUCCGACCACGCCAAGAGAGACGUUAUUUCGCAAAUCGGUGACGGUCAGAUCCAGGCCACCACUGCCACCUCUACUCCAAAGUCUUCGGCUGCCGCUAUCUCCCAAAUUGGCGACGGUCAAAUUCAGGCUACCACCUCUACUUCUACUCCAAAGUCUUCGGCUGCCGCCAUUUCUCAAAUCGGUGACGGUCAAAUCCAGGCUACCACCUCUACUUCUACUCCAAAAUCCUCUGCCGCCGCCAUUUCUCAAAUCGGUGACGGUCAAAUCCAGGCUACCACUUCCACCGCUGCUCCAAAGUCCACCGCUGCAGCCAUCUCCCAAAUUGGUGACGGUCAAAUCCAGGCCACUACCUCUACCGCUGCUCCAAAAUCGUCUGCCGCAGCCAUCUCGCAAAUCGGUGAUGGUCAAAUCCAGGCUACCACCACCACUUUGAAGCCAUCUUCUGCCGCUGCCAUUUCUCAAAUCAGUGACGGUCAGAUUCAGGCUUCUUCUUCCGCCGCUAAGCCAACUGAAACAGCCGCUUCUCAGAUCAGCGACGGUCAAAUCCAGGCCUCCUCCACCUCUUCAGCCGUGCCAACAGAAUCUGGUGCUUCCCAAAUCCAUGACGGCCAAGUUCAGGCUUCUUCCACCUCUGCUUCUUCUUCUCCAGCUUCCACCUCUGACGCCUCCUCUUUCGUAUCUGCCGUUUCUUGCAAGGCUGAAGGCUCUCUAUCCAUGACUUUGGACAACGGUAUGCUAAAGGACUCCAAGGGAAGAAUCGGUUCCAUCGUUGCCAACAGACAAUUCCAAUUCGAUGGUCCUCCUCCACAAGCCGGUGCUAUUUACGCCGCUGGUUGGGCUAUUACCCCACAAGGUAACUUAGCCAUUGGUGAACACGAUGUUUUCUACCAAUGUCUAUCGGGCAGCUUCUACAACUUGUACGACGAGUCCAUUGGUUCUCAAUGUUCUCCAGUCCAUUUGGAAGUCAUUGAGCUAAUCGACUGUUAA
This is a messenger RNA of Lachancea lanzarotensis, 1191 nucleotides long. Its product is annotated as LALA0S11e04500g1_1. Gene Ontology annotation, biological process: fungal-type cell wall organization. The coding region runs from base 1 to 1191 and encodes 396 amino acids. The transcript has a single exon. Gene Ontology annotation, cellular component: fungal-type cell wall. Lineage: Eukaryota; Fungi; Ascomycota; Saccharomycetes; Saccharomycetales; Saccharomycetaceae. The record is from RefSeq and is a predicted model, not a curated record. Gene Ontology annotation, molecular function: structural constituent of cell wall.